Pygocentrus nattereri (red-bellied piranha) is the source of this 1837-nucleotide messenger RNA. RefSeq names its product solute carrier family 25 member 33 (gene slc25a33). Bases 215 to 1159 code for a protein of 314 amino acids. The record is from RefSeq and is a predicted model, not a curated record. The transcript is spliced from 7 exons. Lineage: Eukaryota; Metazoa; Chordata; Actinopteri; Characiformes; Serrasalmidae. Gene Ontology annotation, molecular function: pyrimidine nucleotide transmembrane transporter activity. Gene Ontology annotation, biological process: pyrimidine nucleotide import into mitochondrion. Gene Ontology annotation, cellular component: mitochondrion.
UUAAUGACGUCAAACCCCCAGUCUGCUGCCAUUCGGACCGAGCGCACGGUGCCCCCGCACUUAUAAAGCAGAAGCCGGCAGGCUGAGCUGGCCGAGAGGCGGCUGAUAUCAGUGACCGGAGAGGGUAGCGUGGGGGAGGCUAACCGCUAGCCUGGAACUCUAAUUCGCUUCAUAUACAGCAACUGAGGUGUACGAUGACGGUUUGAAGUUUGAAAUGGCACAGAAGGACACGCUAUUACAUCUCUUCGCUGGGGGAUGUGGCGGUACAGUGGGUGCCAUCAUGACCUGCCCCCUGGAGGUGUUGAAAACCAGGCUACAGUCCUCAGGCCUCACGCUCAGGCCAGUGUUCCAGGUCCAGCUGGGCACAUUGAAUGCAGCUGGUGUUAUUAGACCAGGUCCAGUCACACCUGGCCUCCUGCAGGUCUUACGGUCAAUUCUAGAAAAAGAAGGACCAAGUUCGCUGUUCCGAGGCCUGGGUCCGAAUCUUGUUGGCGUUGCUCCCUCAAGAGCAAUUUAUUUUGCAGCGUACUCAAAGUCAAAAGAGACCUUCAAUGGCAUUUUUGUACCCAACAGUGGAGUGGUGCACAUGUCCUCAGCAGGGUUCGCAGCUUUUGUAACAAAUUCCUUGAUGAACCCCAUCUGGAUGGUCAAAACCAGAAUGCAGCUUGAAAAGAAGGCACGAGGAGAGAAGAAGAUGAAUGCACUACAGUGCGCCCGCUAUGUGUACAAGACGGAGGGGGUGCGAGGCUUCUACCGGGGCCUUACUGCAUCAUACGCUGGAAUCUCAGAGACUAUGAUCUGCUUCCUCAUCUACGAGACGCUGAAGAAGCAUCUAGCAGAGAGUCAACUCACAACCUCCAACACCAACAGAGAAAAAGGAGCAUCCGACUUCCUGAGCCUCAUGGUAGCAGCUGCUUUUGCCAAAGGCUGUGCCUCCUGCAUAGCAUAUCCUCAUGAGGUAAUUCGGACAAGACUCAGAGAAGAGGGCAGCAAAUACAAGUACUUCUUCCAGACAGCUCGUCUGGUAGCAGUCGAGGAAGGCUAUGCUGCAUUUUAUAGAGGACUCAUUCCACAGCUUAUUCGGCAGAUUCCCAACACGGCCAUAGUGCUCUCCACCUACGAGCUCAUUGUCUAUCUGCUGGGACAGCCCUCCAAAUAAAGCCCAGAAUAACAAGCACAAAGACUCUUGGAACUGAGGUUGAAGGGGGGGUGGGAAUGAAUCCUGUUGCGUGAGAAAUGGGAUGCAGGUUUGCAACAUCCAAAGACUUUAAAAAGCUAUUUUUUAUUUGGAUGCAUACACACGCUAUCAUGUGGUGAUUUUGUUGCAUAAGUUUAUUCUGCAUCCUAAUUGACACUUUUCAUGUAAAGAUAUGAUUAUACAUUUAACUGCAAUUGUUUAUUGCAUCAUUGUACAGAAAGAGGUCAUCUGAAGAUACAUAGUGCUAUUAAGUUAACUAAAUUAUUAUUUUUCUUUUUUUUAGUGUUAAGUUUUAGUGUUUGUUCAAUCAUGGUUCUGUCCCACACUGCUGUAUGGUACUCGUCCAAAGAUGCUGAUGCUGAAAUUUCCUGCAGAGUUUUGGGAAUGGGAGCUGUUAAAAUGGAAAUAAGACAGGAUAGCUCUUUGGGGACCUAUUGCAUACUUACCUGCUCGCUCACACUGCAUAAUGUUGCAGUAGUUUUGAGUUCUGCAUCAUGUAGUGAUCUGGAGUUUGACCAAGUAUGUGUUUUUAGUUUUGUCUGUUUACUCUAUGAAUGUGAAGUCUGUCCUCUUUUACAAAAAACUAAACAAAAAUGCAUAUGCGACCAAUGGUUCAAUAAAGUGCAUAGUGAUGAAUAA